Messenger RNA from Effrenium voratum, 4154 nucleotides. NCBI's taxonomy places the organism in Eukaryota, Dinophyceae, Suessiales, Symbiodiniaceae. The record is from the annotation of a GenBank genome assembly.
AGCCAUUUGGGCUCCUCGAGCCUCCACCAUGUCGCGUGUACUGUUCAUCUGGCACUGGCGCGGACAUGACAGAGACGCACCAUGGGAAGGGCAUGCUGAUGCAUGCAGUGCAGAACCACGUGGAGUCCUUCAAUGCAUUCCUUGAGCACGGCUUGGAGACCGUUCUGCAGGAAUUGGGGACCACUGAGGUGGAGCCUUGGGAGGAUGGGCCAAGCCUGAAGAUCUUCGUUUCCGAGCUGACGGUAUCGAAGCCCGUGUGCAAGGCGAAGCGCGCGGAAAAGGAGGCCAACUCGGAGAUAGAGAUGCAGAGGGCUUGGCUGCCCUCGGACUGCCGUAUGUCCCACGCCACCUACGGGGGCGCCUUGACGGCGCGCAUCGAGGCGCGCGUGGAGGGGGGCCAAAUGGUGGGCACCUACGUAGAGCUCGGGGACAUCCCGCUGAUGGUGCGCUCCAAAAAGUGCAAUCUCUGCGGGCUGAGCCCCGAGGAGUUGGUCCGGGCGCGCGAGGACUGCACGGAGUCCGGGGGCUACUUCCUGCUCCGCGGCCUGGAGCGGAUCAUCAGAUUGCUGGUCAUGCCCAAGUGCAACUUUCCGAUGGCCAUCAACCGGCCCUCUUACGAGAGCCGUGGGAAGCUGUACACCCAGCACGCCGUGUUGAUGCGCUGCAUGCGAGCGGACGGCUCGACUCUGACCAACACGCUGCACUACUGCAGAGAUGGCUCUGUUACACUGAGAUUUUCCCACGGCAGGGAGGAGUGGCUCAUUCCCCUCAUUGUCGUAGCCCACAGCCUUUAUCAGGUGUCAGACCGAUUCUUGGUGGAGCUGCUGGCCGGGGGAGGUGUGCCAGAGUCGCAGCCUGGAGAUGAGCCCGGUGCGAACCACGAUCUCUGGGAAACAGUCCUGGUGAUGUUGCAGCAGCAGAACGCGAAGCUCCACAUCAGCAACCGGCGGGAUGCGCGGCAAUACCUGGGUCAGACCUUCCGAGUGGUGCUGCAAAGAGACCUGCCCAGAUCCUUCACGGACGAGCAGAUCGGGGAGUGGAUGGUGAGGCAGUUCUUCAUGGUGCACGUUAGGGACGGGUGGAUGAAGCUGGCCACCCUGAGCGUCAUGUUCCAGAAGCUCAUGGGGCUGGUCAGGGGGGAGGUGGAGCCUGACAACCAGGACACCAUGAGCAGCCACGACGUGCUGCAUCCCGGGCAGCUCUACGGCAUGCUCUUGAAGGAGGCGUUGGAGGUCUCCAUGUUGAAGCUGAAAAUGAUCAUUCGGAAGCUCACCAAAAAGGAGGGCACCAAGGCCAAGUACAAGCUGGAGGACUUCGUGGCGAACGAGGGCAGCAACCUGAAGAAGUUCAUGCAGCAAUCCUCGGAAGUGCAAAAACGCCUUGAGAACUUCCUAGCCACCGGCAACGUGACCUCCAGGAGUGGGCUCGACCUCAUGCAGACCACCGGCUUCACGGUGGUGGCGGACAAGUUGAACCAGGCGCGGUACAGCUCUCACUUCGCCUCCAUCCACCGCGGCCAAUACUUCGCAGAGAUGAAGACCACCACUGUGCGGAAGCUGCUGCCAGAGACCUGGGGCUUCCUGUGCCCCGUGCAUACCCCGGACGGCUCGCCCUGUGGCCUGCUGAACCACCUGGCGCACUCCUGCCACCCCGUGGUGACCCCUGCCAUGCCGGAGGCCCUGGAGGCCCUGAUUCUGGUGCUGCAGCAGAUGGGCGCGCAGAUCUGGACGCCCGACGCAGGGCCGCCCCCUGAGAGUCGCAGUCGUCACGCCUGGGUGGUGGUGGACGGGAUGCCGGUGGCCUACCUGGACCGGAAGCGCCUGGGCUUCGCAGAGCAGUCGCUGAGGAGGAGCAAGGUGGGCCAGAAGCACGGGCUCCCGGAGCACAUGGAGAUUGUGUGCGUGACCCGGCGCUGGGGGAAGCUCUUCACCGGGCUCUUCGUCUUCACCGGCCCGGGGCGCCUGGUGCGCCCGGUGCGCUGCCUCCGCACCCAGGAAACCGAGUGGAUCGGGGCACAGGAGCAGCUCUUCCUGAGCAUCUCGGUGCUGCGCUCGGAGAAGGAGAAGGCGGAGGCCUUGCUCGAUAAAGAGCCCGAAGAUGACGAGGAGUUCCCGGAGCAGCUGCCGCUGCGCUUCAGCCACGAGGAGCUGGAGCCCACGGAGCUCUUCUCGUCCUUGGCGGCGUUGACGCCCUUCUCCAACCACAACCAGAGCCCACGGAACAUGUACCAGUGCCAGAUGUUGAAGCAGACCAUGGCCACGCCCUACCACAACCACGACUUCCGGCCAGACAACAAGAUCUUCAGGAUUUGGUGCCCUCAAAGCCCCUUGGUGCGAACCCAAAUGUACGACAACAUCGACUGCGAUGAGCACCCCAUUGGCACCAACGCGGUGGUGGCGGUCAUCACUUUCACUGGCUAUGAUAUGGAGGAUGCCAUGAUCAUCAACAAGCAUUCCUACGAGCGGGGCUUUGGCCACGGCGUGGUCUACAAGAGCAAGAUCCUGGAUGCUGCCCCCAGGUCGGCCUCAAAGGAAGAGCAGGAGGGAAACCACUUCGCCAACGUGAAGGUGGAUGCACACGGCAGAAUCCUGGAGAAGGUGUCUGACCAGCUGGAACCUGAUGGCUUCCCGGCUCUCGGCACCUACCUGACCCGCGGCUGCCAUCUCUACUGCAAGAUCGACUCCAAGGGCCAGUCCCACGUGGAGAAGUACGAUGACGACGAGCCCUGCUACGUGGAGCAAGUCUGCCGCCUGGACGGCGCCAGCAUUGCGGGCUCCGACCCCGUGAAGCGGGUGAUCAUGAAGCUGCGGUACACGCGGAACCCGGUGGUGGGCGACAAGUUCUCCUCACGACACGGCCAGAAAGGCGUGAUGAGCAUCCUGUGGCCGGCGGAGGAUAUGCCCUUCACGGAGAGCGGCCUGACGCCGGACAUCCUGUUCAACCCCCAUGGAUUUCCAUCUCGCAUGACCAUCGGCAUGCUGAUCGAGAGCAUUGCAGGGAAAGCAGCUUCCUUAGAAGCCAGGAGGACAGCAGAUGCUACCACAUUCAGGCAGUAUUCUGGGUCCUACAGCAACGGCGGCAAUGAGCAGGACCCCUUCAAUCAGGAUGCGGGCAAGGAUGCCCCAAAGGCUGCCGACUACUUUGGCGAGGCGCUCCUGAACCAUGGCUACAAGCGCUUGGGCACCGAGCGCAUGUACUCAGGCAUCCAUGGCUGUGAGAUCGAGACGGACAUUUUCAUCGGCAUGGUGUACUACCAACGCCUGCGGCACCUGGUCAUGGACAAGGCCCAGGUGAGGGCCCGCGGCAAGACCGACCGCCUCACCAACCAGCCGGUGAAAGGACGGAAGAACCGGGGCGGCAUCCGCUUCGGCGAGAUGGAGCGGGACUCCCUGCUGGCGCACGGCACCUCCUUCCUGCUGCACGACCGGCUCAUGCGCAGCUCCGACUUCGACAUGGCCUACGUCUGCCCCUUGUGCGGCUCCGUGCUGGGCCCCCAGUCCAGCGCCAGCUCGGAGCGGUAUGCCGGGGAGGUCUGGGAAUGCGGGGCCUGCAGUCGGAAGGAGAAGCGGCUGGUGAAGUGCCAGUCCAUGCCCGUCCCUUGGGUCUUCCGGUACCUGGCGGUGGAGCUGGCCGCCAUGAACGUGAAGAUGGGCGUGAAGGUGUCGAACCGGGCGCGCCAGGUGUCCCUGUCCUCCAGCCCCUGGGCUGGCAGUUUGGUGGAGUGAGCCUUUGUACAGGUCCAGGUGACCGUUUGCCGUGGGACUUGGCUCCUGUUCCGUUGCCCUGGAGAAUUCUAGCUGGAUGCCAUGCGAACUGCGCUGGCUUGAACAAGCAAUGGACAUGUUGGCUGGUGAAAAAGAGACAGCACUGUAUUGUUUUUUGCGACAUUUGGGCUUGCUGGUUUUUUGCGACCAGUGAGAGGCGUGCUGGUUCUUGUUCAAGCCACCGCAAGCGAGCCGCGAAGCGAGCCGCCGGUGGCUCGCAGAAGCGUGCUGGCACACAAGAUGCUAAGCCCCGCAGCACAGCGGAUGCGCGGGCGACAGAAAGACCGCGUGACUGGCGUAGGUGUGUUCUGCACGCUUGUGCAGUGCACAUUACGCAAGCCAGCUGUCAGCUCACAUGGCUGACAUGACCCAGGGCAGAUUGAUUUGGCA